AGCCUUUCUGGUAUAAAGAGAGGGCGCGCCGCCCAGCCCGUACAUCUACCGUAUCCUCGGCGUCUGCCCGCGCCUCGUCCAUGUCUUCACGCUGAGGAGGGCGCCGUCCCAUGGCUGCCUGGUCGCACGCCGGCGCCUGCGGCCUCCGGGCCGUCCUCUUUCUGUGGGCGCUCGGCGGCCGUAUUGCCCCCAGUGCGGCGUUGUCCAAGCACUCGGUGCGCGAAGGCUCGGAAGAGGUAGCUGGAAGCUAUCCCCCUCAGAGCUGGAGCCUUGGGGAAGACCAUCUCGGGGAUCAGUCGGAGCUGUCAGGGUGGUCGCAGAGCGUACACGUCGUCUCCGAUGUUUUGGAGCAUGGGUCGGACCAGGAUGAGGCGUCGGAAAAGGUGGAGAUCACGGAGAGAGAGACCGUCUCCUCGUCGUUCCCUGCUGGGCCGUGGCAGAAGGAUAUACAGGCUAUGGAGCAGUGGCCAGCGGCGCUGAAGGCUGUCAAAGACAGGAUGGGCACGCCGACCAAGGCAGGUAUCCUCUACGUGCAGAUGGGCCCGUGGCCGCCGUACAUCCAGUAUGUGGUGAAGAGCGCGGCGGCCAACAACGGCACGACGUUCUACUUCCUGGGCCCGCACAUCGAGGAGCUGGACGCAUGCGGUAACUGCGCGUGGCUUCCCUUCGACAUCAACUUCGCAAAGGCGCGCAUCCAAGAUAAUUUGGGGGUCUCCCUGAGCGAGAUGGACCACCUGUAUCCUGCGAAGCUGUGCGACCUGAAGCCCGCGUGGCCCACGCUCUUCCCCGAGCUCACCUCCAGGCACGAGUGGAUCGGUUUCGCGGACCACGACAUCAUCUUCGGAGACCUGGACUCCGAGAUUAACGCCGUGAGCCAGGAUGCUGAUUUACUGGUGCCCAAGGGCUUCUACCCGCAGCCGCUUGCGAACGGCAAUCUAAUGCUUUUCCGCACCACGAAGAAGAUGCUGCAGGCGUUCAAGAACGCGGGCAAUUGGGACACCGUCAUCCGAGACCACAACUACCUGGGUUUCGAUGAGUGGUGGGGCGUGAAACCCAGCAUGAUGGAGAUCCUCGUGGACAUGCAUCUCAAGGACAAGAUCACAGUAGCGCCGACGAUCAGGCCCUUGAUCCAGGACUUCACCGUGACCCACCCCGGCGGCAUGUACGGCGCCGGCAUGGACCAGAACGCCACGGUUCAGAUCUAUUGGGCUCACGGCCAUCUUGCGGCCAAGCGUCGGGGCAUGUGCAUCUGCCCAGACCCCAACGCGUGGCAGUUUGCCUUCAUGCCGCUGAGUGGCUGCUCCGAGUGCAUGCGGAAGCCCGAGGGUGGGCUGAUGCCGGAGGUCGUCGUGAACCGCACCGUUGAGGCGCUGGGCUUCCAUUUCCAGGCCUGGAAAAAGAAGAAGUCAUGGAAGUCGUGCAGCGGGGUGCAGGACAACUGUGCGGGAUGGAUGCCGUCGUGCAAGGAGAAGCCUGGCUUCCACUUCGGCGUGCGGGGAUUCAGCUGCUGGGGCACCCCGCCCCCGGCACCGCCGCGCGUGCAGGAGAAGAGCAACCCCUUCUUCGAGGAGCUGCAGCAGCUCCGGCGGCAGAUCGCCAAGGCCAGGGAGUCGGAGGAGAAGCUGCGUGCGCGGGUUGACAAGCUCACGGACGCGAAGGACGCAUUCAAGGACGAGCGCGAGGAGCUGCUCAUGAAGGCGCGCGAGGCAGAGUCGAAGAACUUGGAGAUGGCUCAGCGGGUGAAGGAGCUCACGGCGUGGCAGCAGCAGCAGCAGCGUCAGUCGGAGGCACGGUUCAUCCAGGACCGCCCUUCCAGCGAGGCCCGGCAGGCGGCUCCCGUCGCUAUGAGCUCCGGGCACCACGAGUUUGCCACCAGCGAUAAGCAGUCCUCCUCUUGGUUGAAAGGGCUAUUCAAUCGCUGAGGGGCCCGCUAGGCGCAGUUGGUAGUUCCAAGCCACCUGCGGAAUGCCAGGCAUGAUGCUCCAGGGAUCUUCUGUCGGAACGUGUCGGUGAGCAGGAGAGGGAGAG
Molecule: messenger RNA, 2028 nt
Organism: Prorocentrum cordatum
Lineage: Eukaryota; Dinophyceae; Prorocentrales; Prorocentraceae
Source: the annotation of a GenBank genome assembly